This is a messenger RNA of Cantharellus anzutake, 1868 nucleotides long. RefSeq lists its product as uncharacterized. NCBI's taxonomy places the organism in Eukaryota, Fungi, Basidiomycota, Agaricomycetes, Cantharellales, Hydnaceae. The transcript is spliced from 4 exons. The coding region runs from base 18 to 1868 and encodes 616 amino acids. The record is from RefSeq and is a predicted model, not a curated record.
CACUUUCUAGGCUGUAUAUGCCAGGAAAAACCAAGCCUCAACAACAGAAACUUUCUCGCUUAGCCACUUUGAACUCUAAAAAUACAUCCAUGCAAGAUCCAAAGCAGCCCGCAUAUGAUUUGGAUGUGACACUCGGCAGCAUUUCAUCUCAACCACCACACACUCGCCCUCGCCCUUGCCCUCGCCCUCGCGCUCAAAAACAGCCACAACAGGUCACCAGCCACCUAGCUGAGACAGAGCACCAGGGAGCACUUGGUCUCCUUGUCCUUGCAGCACAACAGUCGGCAGCGGGAAUCGAUAAUGCGGAAGCCAGUCACCAACUAGCCAACAUGUUGCCUUCCUAUCCCAGAAGGAACCGCAGCCACAAAGAUGCCGACAUUGGAAUACAUAGUCAGGAGAUUGUUAAUGGUCAGAGUGAGAACUCCGUGGUGCACGCAAACGAAGCAACAUCCGGAGGUGAUUAUCAGUGUCCAGUGAACCAGGGACAGGCCGAAAUAGCAGGAGGAAGGCACCAGAAUGCUAUCAAUGUGCCAAAAGUACUGUACAAAGUUGAAACAGAAGGUGGUGACUGGCGAGGCGUCCGACUUCCUUUGUCACUGCCUUUUCCACAGUGGCAACAGGAGGUCACAAUGGCUUCACGGGUAGCCACCUUCAUCCCAGAAUUCAAAUGGAAAACUAGCGCCACGGGAAAGGGCACGCUACUAUGCAAUAAAGAUGAUUACCUACUCAUGAUUGAAAGUGUGCAAGCCGAGGGCACAAAGAAAGCCAACAUCAUAGUAUUUAUCGAAAUUCGGAAUCUACCUAGAUCCGAUAAUGAAAAGCCAAAAAAAUCCAAAGCCACUGGCACAAAGGCAUCACGGGUUCCAAGCAAAACGCAGAGUAAAAAGCGGCAAGCAAAGGAGUCCAGUGGGAGCUCAUCUUCUGAUUCGGAGGAUGGAGAUGAUAAGGGCUCCAAUGAGGGUGAAAUUGAGGGAGAUUCUGAAAGGCAAUGCCGCAAAAAGCCGCGUCUCUCAGUCUCAAGCAACACAAUCAAGCACUAUACCCAAGCGUUGCUCAGCAACGCGGUAAUGUGCUCUGUCCAUCAGAAACCUUGUUCAAUCCUACCAUCUGGGGUACAUGUCCCUCUUGAGGAGGUUACGCUAAAGGGGUGGGCGCUAGCAAUAGCUAAGGGUGAACAGGGUGUUGACCUAAAUAACCCUCCCCAAUCUCUCAGUAUUCAGUAUGGGAUCAGCAUCCCACCUACUGCUGGGAAGCGCCAGCGGAAUACCGCCACACAACUUACAGGGGCCUCAUUCGGAGGCAAUGUGAUGCCGAUGCCAAAUCCUAUGGCUAUGGGAAUGCACCCUGGUUUCUAUUAUUCAUCUCACAUGCCGGUUCCACCAUUUAUGGGACCUCCACCAUUCCAAUAUGGCACAGUACCGUCAUAUCCCCACUCCUACAAUGACCAAUAUAGCACCCGCCCACCUAAUCACCCUAGAUUUAUUGAGCACGACAACAGCUAUCGUCGCCGCAACCCCGAACAUGACUACCCAGCACCCCAGCACCAAGAUCACCAUGCAACCACUACCAACCCAAGUAGUGAUGGACCGGAUAUCCCUGCAUCCCAAUUCCCUGCUCUCGAGGAAUGGCUGACUCAGCUUGAUUCAGAUAGGCAUAAGUUCCCUCAAACACGCAACUUUCAACGGUAUAUUCUUCCCCUUGAUGACAUCGGAAUUGACCGACUUGAUGUGCUAUUCGAGUCAUGCAAAGAAAACCGGGCAGAGGGCCUGGUGAAGCUAGGUCUUGGCAUCCCAUUUGGGCAUGCCGUAGAACUCUACAAUGCAAUGGAGAAGGAGAUAAAACACAUUCGGAAGAGAUCUUAUAUGUGA